UACCCCCACCCCAGAGCCGGGUGGGAGGCAGGCAGGCAGGCAGGCAGGAGGCUUCUUGCGGGGGCUGUGCCGGGUGGGCGGUUUUCCCAGAGCAAGGAGUGAAGCGCGACUGACUUGGCGCCAGCUCCCCCAGAUACAGACAUGGUCGGCUGGGUGACCAGCCUGCCCAGUUAGCCCGAGCCUGGGGGCUCCCUCAGGCACUGUGCUCCCAUCCUAGGGGCCGCAGCACCACCUUCCACGGGUGUGGCAUGUCACGGAGGGAGGUCAGAAGGCCACCAGCCAUGCCAGGAGUGGGGCAGACCCCGGCAAAGGCCAAGCUGCGGCUGGCAGCAGGCACUGGCAGGAAGAGGAGCCGCCCGUGCGGGACAAGGCAGGACCUGUGGGAAGAGACAAACUGGAGGGACCAGAUGUGGAGCAGAGCUGCCCCCAGCUUAAGAGGGGCCAGGGCUCCCAGCAGGAGCGAGGCCAGUCCCGAGAACGCUGCUCGGGAGCGGAGCCGCGUGAGGACGCUGCGCCAGGCCUUCCUGGCCCUGCAGGCCGCUCUGCCCGCCGUGCCCCCUGACACCAAGCUCUCCAAGCUGGAUGUGCUGGUGCUGGCCGCCAGCUACAUAGCCCACCUCACCCGCACACUUGGUCGGGAGUUGCCUGGCCCCGCCUGGCCACCCUUCCUGCGUGGACUGCGCUACCUGCACCCUCUGAAGAAGUGGCCCAUGCGAUCUCGUCUCUAUGCUGGAGGCCUAGGGAGCUCUGGCCUCGACUCCACCACAGUCACCACCUCAAGCCAAAGAACAAAGGAGGCGGAGGCUGGGCCCCAAGUCUCUGAAGAGGCACACGCUGUCUUUCCCACGAAGCCACUCUCACCAGCUCUCGGGGACAAAUGAGUAUCACACUUGCCCUUUUCUCCUAGACUACAAGUCGAGCUUAGGGACCUGGAUUCUCUACCAGCCCUGCCUGUCUUCACUCUGACUCUCAGCCCUCGGAUCAGACGGACUCAGGUUCAGCUCGCAGGUUCCAGCAUGCAGACCAGGCGAAGCUGCGGGCCCUUCAAUGGGAGGGGACUCAGAAGCAACGGUGGGGGUAGGGGGGGCGCAAGUGCUCAUCUGGGCACCCGGGGGGUGACUUCUCAGUGGCUCCUGCUGUGGCAGCUGCAAGGGAAGUGGGAGAGGAAGAGGUUUGGCUGGGUUGGAAGUUGAGUUAGGGCACCCUCCCCCCGCCCCGCUUUUCUCCCCUAAGCUUCCCACAGACACUCGGAGAACGCAAGGACGAUGACAAGGCUGUGCAGGUGCAGAGGUAAAGGCCUAGGACGGCAGCAGCUGCGUGUGCUGGUGGGAAAGUCUAGGGCCAGGCAUGUGCGUGUGAAUAGAACUGGGCCGGGUCACGUGGCCAGAUCCUGGCGACACGGGGACCUGUCGUUAUCGCUCCACAAACCCUUACCUGAUGGCGAAGAAGCAGCGGGGAAUUUAGGAGUCUUGUCCGCAUGAUGGUCUCUCCAGCAGCCUUUCCUCCCUCUCUGGGCCCCGAGACCUUCCACUCUUUUCUUGGUAUGACUUAUAUUUACAGGUUAAGCCAGAAAAACCUAAACCUACAUUGCUUGCAUUCCAGUUUCCACAGAAACUUUUAGAUGGUCCCAGCUGCCUAGUUUGAGACGAUCUUAUCCCAGAGGCAGGUCUACCGGAAAUGAACCAGACAGCACCUUGCAUCUAAAGGAUAUUGAUGGGCCUGAUUACAUCCCUGAAGGACCUUAGAGAGAGAACAGAUAUCUUUUCCAGAGGAUGAUAAUUACAGCCUUCUCUUUCCAUUAUGUUAGAAACCCAACCUCCAGGACAAACAAGAUAGGCCUGGGUUCAGUGGGUUCUUCGUAUGAUUUUGGCCUGAGGUCUCACUGGCUCUGGAGUUAUUUCUACCAUCUGGCUACAGACAACUGCCCCAGAGGCAGCUGUGCCCCACAGGCGCUGCCCUCCUAGGCACUCAAGUCUUGCCACGGGGUGCCAGAAAUCUGUUAGAGUUUAGUGGAAUUUCUCUCUGGCUCUGAAGAAAUAACUUAAGGACUAAUCACAGAAGUCUACACAUACUGAAAGUAACUUUCCUUUCCAGAUCAAGUAUAGCUUCAAACCCAAAGGCACCUGAAGUCCAGACAGAGAAGUAACCAGCUUUUUUUUUUUUUUUAGUUUUUUUUAACAUUUAUUCAUUUUUAGAGACACGGAGCACGAGCAAGUGAGGGGCAGAGAGAGAGGGAGACACAGAAUCCGAAGCAGGCUCCAGGCUCUGAGCUGUCAGCACAGAGCCCCACACGGGGCUCAAACUCACAAGCCAGGAGAUCGUGACCUGAGCCGAAGUCAGAAGCCCAACCCACUGAGCCACCCUGGCGCCCCCAGAACCAGCUUUUCGUUAAACAUCAGUGCCUCAGAGCGGGAGGGGAUGGGCCAGGCCGACCCUGAAUGGGGUAGACUUAGAGCCACCGUUGCCACUGUGAGACUAAAUGAGGUUCUGGGCAGGCCAGGAGUGGCCAGAGGCCUGGGCUCUGAAGUGACGAACCACGCCUCCUCCACGGGGCUGGCCAGGGCCUCAGGGGAAAGGGGCCGAGGGGUGACUCAGCAAGUCGGGGUGGAGGCUGAAAAAGACACACAGCGCGCCAGCCACAGGCUGCAUGGGAUGUGGGAGAGCGGCUGAUCUGUGGCUGGGAGCCACGGGGAGAAGGUCUCAGCCAAGGCCGAACUCGUAAAUCUACCAGGUCCCCACCGCGGGGCCUGGAGAGCUUGUGCAGAACCGCUUCUGAGCAGCUGGGUGAGGCCAGGCAGGGGCAGGAACCAGGUGCGGGUGGGCGUGAGUGCAGUGUUCUCCACGAGACCAUAAAAGUCCAGCUUGAAUAUUCUAUUUUUAAAGCCAAGUAGUAAUGUCUUCCUGGUUGAGUCUGAAGGUGGUUGGAAGAGGAGCAGAUGAAUUUCCUCCCAAGCUGGUGGCACAGUCUUUUUUCUGGGGACGAAACUGGGAAAGCUGGUUUUAGGUGUAUGGAGGCUGCCCCAGCCCACCCCCCUCAGACUCGAGCCUUUGCCCAGCAGUAUCAGACCCCCUCCUGUGCCUGACCCCGUAGAGACAAGGACAGCAAAGGAAGAUGAAGCUGGCGGAGGGUGGCUGAGGAAGGACAAGCGCCAUCCCAUCGAUACAAGUGGCUUAGGCUGCCUCAGGCUCUAUCCGGGCAAAGCUGUUUUCCUUCGUGCCCAGGCCAGUCUGGGGUCCAGAGGCCGUGGCCUCCAGCCAGAGAGCACCCAGCACAGGCCACGUUGCCAAAGGGCUCUGAGAAGGCAGGCAGAGCCAAGGGAAGGACCGGAGCAUGAACGGGAAGAACCAGACGAAAUGUCAGGUCAGAGACUUGGAUCCACAAACGAACCAGAACCGGGAGUUCUUUGCCUCUGCCGCAGACAAAGAAAACACCUGCUCACUGGGAAACUUUUUAUUCCCACCAGGUCUAGGGGCAUGCGGUAGGCAAGAGUAGUAAGAGGCAGGUGAGACUCGGGUCCAGAGACAGCUUGGUCCCCUGGGAACAGGGGUAUGUGGGAAAGAGGCUCCAAAAGGAAACAGAAGCGCAGAGGACAACACGUCACUAAGGUGGCCUAGCUCAGGAGUCAGAGGGAUGCCUGGCCCACUUGGUUAGCUUUUCCUGCCUGCCCAGGUGCCCAGGACACGAGGUGGGAGGGGAGGAGGCAGUGAUGCUAGGAUGGCUUCCCCAGAGUUGGAUGUGCAUUAUGUUUCCUGAUGAGUGGCAGAGCCGCAGGGCAGAGGCUCGGGCCAUGGGAGAGGGAAUGGCUAAGGAGAGGGUAGAGACCGUCGAUUUACCACUUGGGAACUAGGUAAUUAAAUUGCAAGAUCUAGUCUUCUCUGAGAAAUUUCUUUUCUCUUCCUUUGGAAGGCGCCUGGCUAAGUCACAUGCCACCGUUCUCCCUCUUUUGUGGCACAAGCCCUAAACUCAGGGCACCUGCAAGCUUGGUAUUGUAGAUCAGGAGCUGGCUCACUGGCCACAGCGUACCAAAUCCAGCCCACCUCCUCCCUCCACCCACCAUGUUCCUGUAAAUAAGUUUUUGUGGGAAUACAGUCACAUCCAUUUGUUACACAUACUAUGGCUGUUUCCUGAUACAGCACAAUUGAAUAGAUGCCAUAGGUUAAGCCUAAAAUAUUUAUAAUCUGGUUUUUGAAGAAAAAGUUUACUGACCCUCGCUCUAGAUCAUAGGUACUAAAAGUGUGCUCUGGGAACUCUGGGGGUCCCUGAGGCCCUUUCAAUGGUCUAAGUGGCCCAAACCAUUUUCUUUUCUUUAAUGUUUAUUUAUUUAUUUUGAGAGAGAGAAAGCAUGAUGGCCUGUGCACAAAUUGGAGAGGGGAGGGACACAGAGAGAGGGAGAGAGACAGAGAGAGAAUCCCAGCAGUCUCCACACUGCCAGCAUGGUGCCCAACAUGGGACUCGAUCCCACAAACCUUGACAUCAUGACCUCAGCCAAAACCAAGAGUUGGACGCUCAACCGACUGAGCUAUCCAGGCACCCCUAAAAUCAUUUUCAUAAUACCAGGCACUAUUUGCCUUUCCUUACUCUUCUCUCACGAGCAUAGCAGAACGUUCCAGAAGCCAUACAACAUGAUAUUGCAACAGAUGGAAUGUAGAAGCAGAUAGGAGAACCCAGCUGUCUAUUGCAACAGACAUUAAAGAUAUUUGCAAAAAUGUAAAACAA
Panthera uncia (snow leopard) is the source of this 4717-nucleotide messenger RNA. It is a transcript of the gene TCF23, whose product is annotated as transcription factor 23. Lineage: Eukaryota; Metazoa; Chordata; Mammalia; Carnivora; Felidae. The record is from RefSeq and is a predicted model, not a curated record. Bases 249 to 881 code for a protein of 210 amino acids. Gene Ontology annotation, biological process: developmental process; regulation of transcription by RNA polymerase II. Gene Ontology annotation, molecular function: protein dimerization activity; RNA polymerase II transcription regulatory region sequence-specific DNA binding; DNA-binding transcription factor activity, RNA polymerase II-specific. The transcript has 3 exons.